UCUAGAUUCCGAAGAAUCACCUGGCAACCAUAAACAAGAUGGCGAAGAUCGUAAUUGCAGGAAAAUCUGAGUGUCCCUAUUAUGCAAGGGCAGAAUUAUUAGGAGAUAAACUUGCUAGGAAUCUUCCAAAUUUCCAACUCCACAAGAUUGUUCAACAGCCAGAUGACUGGGAGAAAUGGUUAAAAAAUACAUGUAAUGAAAGAGGAUGGCAACAUAUGAAGUCACCAAUAGUAUGGAGGGAAUUGGUUGAUCGAGGUGGCAAAGGUGUUUUGAUUGGUGGAGCCAAUGAAUUUCAGGAAUAUGCAUUUGGUUACUAUGGAAUCCAAUCAGAUCAAGUUAGUAAUGAUAUGAAUUUGAUUUCGAAAGAAAAUAAACAAUAUAAAAUUGAUAUUGUCAAAGAGGAAGCAGAGUUUAAAGCCAGAAGCAAUCCCAUACAUGUGUGUAUCACAUGUGCAACAAGUCCAGUAUGUUAUGCAAUUAUAAAUUCAAUUGGUCAGGGAGAUGUAUUUGGCAAACAUACAGAAAUAGCUCUUCAUUUACUGGAUACAAAUGAUAAACUGGAAGAAUUAGAAGGUUUAAAAAUGGAAGCAGAGGAUCUUGCACAUGAAUUACUCAGAGAAGUUUCUAUUACUUCAGACACUAAGGAUGCUUUUAAAAAUUGCAGUGCAAUUGUAUUGUUAGAUGACCUCACACAGAAUCCUGAAGAGGACAAGUCGGCGUGGAUCAAAAGGAAUUCUUCUCAUUUUAGUGCUUAUGCCAAAGUUAUCAAUGAUGUCGCUUUAAAGAAUGUUAAAGUUAUUCUCACAGGGAAUGGACCCGUAAAUAUGAACACUUACAUGAUGAUUCAAAAUGCUCCAAAUAUUCCAAGGCAAAAUUUUGUUGGCCUGUCUAGAAGAAUUGAAAACAAUGCAAAGGCCGUUGUUGCAGAAAGGUUAAAGGUCAACACGAGUGGUGUUGUUGACUUGAUAAUUUGGGGGAAUGUGAAUGGGGAACAUUUUGUAGAUCUAGCAAGAAGUCGUGUCCAUGGAUAUGAUGGCGCUAUCUGGGGACCACCCAGCUUUUCUCUCCCUGCUCCAGAAAUGGUAUGGGACAAACCUUGGAUGGAAAAAGAUUACAUUGAGCUGGUUAAAACAAGACAUGAAAAAAUGACAGAAAAUCUUAAACAUGCACCAUCUAUGUCAGCAGGAGGUGCAAUCACUAGUAUGCUGGAACACUGGUGGAAUGGAUCUCCUUCUGGACAGAUGUUCUCUCUUGCUGUUUGUUCUGAAGGUUGGUAUAAUAUUCCUGAUGGCAUUGUAUUCUCCUUCCCUGUGACAAUGGUUUCUAAAGGAUAUUGGAAUGUUGUGCAAGAUAUUGAGCUUAGUGAAGAAAUGAAGAUAGCAAUAAGUGCUACGUUGCAGGAUAUUCAGUCUGAGAAGGAUGUCUUAUUUCCUCCACCCACUCCACCUCCCACAGAAUCUAAAGUGACAAUUAUAGAUCCUAAAGAUACAGAACAACAACAGGAAAAGACAGAAAACAGUGAAGGAGAAAAACAGGAUGAUUCUGAAGGACCAACCUCUGCUAAAUCCAUGCUGAGAGAAAACUGACCCAAAGCUAGACACUAUUGAAGAAGAAAAGACAGGAUCAACAACAGAAUCAACUUAAAUUUGUCAUGAUAAAUAUUCAUACAAAAGAUUAUAUUGGUUGUCUCAGUGAUUUUAUUUAUCACAAUCAAACAACGUUAUGGUAUCAAGAAAUGUAUUUUCUUAAUCGGAGACAUGAAAACAUUUACACUGUGAUAUAUAUUUAUUUCUCAUUUCACUAAAAUAAUGAUGUUUUAUCUAUUGAAAUGUACAAACAAUAAAAUAUAAACCAUGAAGA
Mytilus californianus (California mussel) is the source of this 1860-nucleotide messenger RNA. RefSeq names its product putative malate dehydrogenase 1B. Bases 39 to 1586 code for a protein of 515 amino acids. Gene Ontology annotation, molecular function: L-malate dehydrogenase (NAD+) activity. Gene Ontology annotation, biological process: oxaloacetate metabolic process; malate metabolic process; tricarboxylic acid cycle. NCBI's taxonomy places the organism in Eukaryota, Metazoa, Mollusca, Bivalvia, Mytilida, Mytilidae. The transcript has 7 exons. The record is from RefSeq and is a predicted model, not a curated record.